CUUAGAUCCGGACCAGGUGUGUGGUGUGUUGAUAGCGACAAGUUCCUGUGCGUCUCCGCCAGUGCUUGUUUCGGGAGUGAACGUGCGUGCGUGCGUGCGUGUGCGUAAGAAAACGAAAGAGACAGAGAGCGACGUGGGGACAGGGGGUCCUUCUGCAAUCAGCGACAGCAACAGCAGCAGCAGCUUGCGUGAUCCCAAGGGGCUUCGGUUGCGCCAGUGCGUACAGAAGAAGCAACAGUUGGUCUAGACCAAGUGGCCGACGCACCAGAACAGGGUCAAAUCAAACAAAUUGUUUGGCUCAAAAAUAGACCACAGCACAGACAGCAGCAGCAGCAGCAACAGCAGCAGCAAAGAAGCAACAGGCGGUACAGAAGGUGGUAUAACAGAGGUUAGGCUUUGGUGGUGAGGGCUAGGCAGUUAUCGACACAAUGAUGGCCGAAACGGUAGUGACGGUGGAUCCGCCAAACCGUGCUGGGGGCAGCCCAGCGGGAGCGGGUGGAGCAGCGGCAGCAGCCACCGCCGGCGGCGGAGGCGGUCAGACCAAACCAGAAUCUAAUCUCAACUGGCUGAAGUUCAACACGCAGUACUUUAUCACCAUACCGGGCAUACUGAAGAUCGUACAAGUGGUUUUCGGUAUCAUCUGUAUGGCGUGCGCGUCUCCUGCCCUCAUAGGCGGCACACAUUUCUUUCUGUUCGUCGUCGUCACCUCAUUCAUCGCUACCCUGCUGUGGACGUUCGUUUAUCUACUCGGUAUCCGCGAGGUGCUCAACCUGGCCAUCAACUGGAUUCUCACGGAGCUUAUCAAUACCGGUAUAGCGACGCUGCUCUACUUUAUCGCUUUUAUCGUGCAGCUCGCCUCCUGGUCCAACCUAUACGGUCACGGCCGUGGUUCCAACAUAGCCGCUGGUGUGUUUGGUUUGUUCAACUUUCUCGCUUACACGGCCGGCACCUACUUCCUGUAUGUGGAGCAUCGAUCGGCCGCUGUCUAAAACCGCUCUGUGGGGUUCGUCCCUGUCCCAAAACCACUCCCUUUCUUUCUCCUUCACUCUCUCUCUCUCUCUCUCUCUCUCUCUCUUAUUUCCACCUACACACACAUACACACACAUAAACGAUCGGCCCGUUGCGCCCAAACUUCACAUCAUCCUCGAAGCCGGCCGUCAAGGUGGCCGGCAAGAGCGCUUCUCCAAAAAAAACCCUCUCAAGGGCCCAAGAUGUGGUUGGCGCCAUGAUGCGCUGACGUAACCACCAAAGUGAAAGCGCCGUCUCGAAGCCCGGCAUCGGCAGGCCAGCGGCGGUGUCCAGACCAAACACUGGUCACUCGGUGGACACACACCCACACACACACAUGCUGGAACACCCAGGGCGCAUCGCAGCAGCAGCACCGUUCAAAGAUUAGGAAGAUGUGAGAGAAAUGAAAGCGAAGUAAAAAAAGGGUAAAGGGGAGUAAGGGGUGGUAAAAGUGACGUAGCAGUAGUAGUAGUAGUAGUAGCCGGAACGAAAGAAGGAGAAGCAGGUGACAGAAACAGAGCGGAACAGAGAAGAGAAGAGAAGAGAAGGAAACUCAAAGCCGAAAGCCGCCGUCCGUCGAGCAGUAGUAGAAGGGGUUUCGUAGGUCGAGGGUCCGUCCGAAUCCAGAUCCCAGGCUAAUCCAAAUUCAGUUCAUUUUAGGUAUUAGGUCGCUCCUAGUAGAGAGAAAGAGAGAAAAAAUAGAGGGAAAAGAGAAAGAAAGAGAGAGAUACAGUGUUUUGUGUGUAUUUAUGUAUGUAUGUGCCUGCGCAGACUAACGCCUUAGUGCCCUGGAGUGCUAAGAUGCUCUCGAAAGCUCCCCCGUCAACUCCCCCUUCCCCCCUCCCCUUCUAGGCAAUAGACAACUACAAUCCAGUGCCGGCCUAGGCUAACCGCUAGAUGCUGAAGUGACAUCAGGAGUGUUUAAUUUUUCACAAAUUUAGCGGAUGUAAUGCCCCUGCAAAAGUGACCAGUGCCUGAAAACCCAAACCAACCCGCUAGACGGGCUUUAACCCGCGGUAUCGCUAGAGCCACUUCCCCGCAAAAUGUCUCGCCAAUGAUGCGCAAAGCUCACAGCGCAGUACGCGCGCGGUUUUUUGGUAUUUUCCGCGCUACUAGCUAAGCUAAACACUACUACUACUGCAUCGAGCGAGAGCGCGACGAAACGGCAUUAAAGUAGACGAAGGGCGCAGGGUGUAUGGUAAACGCAUUAGCGCAUUUCCUCCCCGACUAUAGACCCGGCAACUUCAGGGUAAGCAUCAAGAAACCCAGAAAAGCAAGGAAGUGAAGCAGAGCAAACGAAAAAGACGAGAGAGAGAGAGAGAUAGAGAGAGAGAGAGGGAGAGCCAGAUCGAAGCCAAAAACACUCCAAUGAACACUCCGCAACAACAACCAGCAGCACCUGGAGCCCUCGUGUUUCUGUUGGUGUUCGUGCUCCGUGAUUUCGCUGGUUGGUAGUGCCGGGAGAAGAGCGAAAUCCCCCCCCCUCCGGAAAUGACGGUUGUGAGAUAAAAAUUGAUCUUACGGUCUCUCCGAUGUUUGUUGAUGUUGUUGUUAGCGCUUCCAUCCUUUGAAUCCUACGCGAAACUAGGAUUUCCGCAUUUCACUACCCCUGCCCACACCCUCACACCACCCCACCCAUUGGCAGCAGGCACCGGAAAAAUAGUAGUUAGUAGUUAAGGUGGAUUUUUUAUUAAAUUUAUUCGAGAACACCCGCAGCCCCCCUUCUUCCUGGGCGAGGAAGGAAGGGGGUGCGGGGGUGCGUGGAAAAUUAAGAAAGGGUUAAAUUA
Anopheles darlingi is the source of this 2795-nucleotide messenger RNA. Its product is annotated as CKLF-like MARVEL transmembrane domain-containing protein 4. The record is from RefSeq and is a predicted model, not a curated record. Bases 429 to 989 code for a protein of 186 amino acids. The transcript is spliced from 5 exons. NCBI's taxonomy places the organism in Eukaryota, Metazoa, Arthropoda, Insecta, Diptera, Culicidae. Gene Ontology annotation, cellular component: membrane.